Messenger RNA from Racocetra fulgida, 287 nucleotides. The record is from the annotation of a GenBank genome assembly. NCBI's taxonomy places the organism in Eukaryota, Fungi, Glomeromycota, Glomeromycetes, Diversisporales, Gigasporaceae.
UUAUGGUAUUAGUAAAUAAUGAACAAGCUUUAGUAAAUUAUCAAAUUGAUGAUGAUGAUUCACAAGCAUGUGAGGAACUAUAUGCUCAUCUUAUAGAAAUAACAGGAAAAACACUUGAAAUUCUCAAAGACCAACAAAAUAAGAAGAAUUAUAAGUGGGUAAAAAAUAUUAAGAAGAAUUUUAACUCAAUUGAACAAAUAACAUCUGAAAUUGCAUCAUUUAAGCAGAGAAGAACAAUGUCUUGCACAUUUAAAGAUCAUUUACAUAAUACUUUAUUUUUUAACUAA